AAUUUUUUCUCAGGCAAAUUUACUUGCUAUCUCUUUCGUUUUGUGUCUCGCUAAUUCCUGCUGCACAAAAUGCACAUGUAUAGCUAGUAGAUAGUUUUUGUAUAUAUUUUUAAAUAGCUUAUGCUUGCCUACACCUUUGAAGAAAAUUAUUAUUUUUCAUUGUGCGCCAUAUUGUACAUUUAUUUAUGUCUUCGCCUGCAAUGUUGUUUAACCACCAUUAAACAUUUUCCCAUUCCAAAGCGCUCUCCUCCUUGGAACAUUAAACAUUAUACUUAUUAAUGUAUGCGUGCGCUCUCACUACGCUCUAUGGUUUACUCAUCAAUUUGUUAUACCCGGUCGCGUCAGUCCUGCUGCAUAUUGUUUCUUGAUGUUUUUUUUUACAAAAUUGUAUUUGUUAAUGUUCUUUGGUGUUGUCUCUCAGCAAUGUCUCGGUUAUGCUGCCACAUGUGUGCGCCGCGCCUGUUCUCUCGUUGGUAGCUGGUUAACAGGCAGGCUGUGUCGGUUUGCCUGCCUGCCUGCUUUCCUUUUUAUUUUUCCUUAAAAUAUUACUUUAUUUUUAUUGUUUUUGCUCUUUGCUGUUGAAAAAAUGCUAAAGUACAGUGUUCGAAAUUUUGCGCUACACUUUAGUAAUUGUAGUUUCCAUUGUUGUUUUUGUUGUUAUAAUUGCUGUUGCCACUGUGCGGUGUAGUGUUGCUGCUGCCGACGCUGCCUCAGUCACUGUUGUUAAACUUCUGCUUGUAUAUAGUUGUUUGUUGCUGCUGCUACUUUUAUUUUAUUACUUUUUCAAUUUCAGUAUUUCUUUGUCUUUUGGCCUUUUCUGUUAAAUGCAAAAAAGGAAUUCCUACUUGCGCACGGAUUUUUCAAUAAAUUUGCUGCAAAAGUUUCUGUCUUAAGAAUGUGAAAAAUAAGAAAUUUUCAUACAAAAAGUCAACGCUUAGAAAUAUUAGCGCUUCCGUAAGGCUCCGUACAGAGUUUAGACUUCCCUACAGCCAAAAACACGGCACUUCUAAUUGAAAACGUGAUAUAUUAAUAUACAUAUAAACGAGUUUUACGUGGAACCAUCAAUUUCUUACGGCAACAGAAUUAUUUCACCUCCAGCUAACGAAAGCCUGUACCUGACUCUGAACGCUUGGUUUGUCUACCAACGGCACCGCCACAAUGAACGCGUCUCAGCGUCAGGAGUUUUGUGUGCGCUGGAACAGCCAUUUGGGUAGUAUCGGCGCCGCAUUUCCUCAACUGUUGGCCGGUCAGCGUUUUGUUGAUGUGACCUUGGCAUGUGAGGGGCAUCAAGUGCAUUGUCAUCGGCUCGUCUUGGCCGCAUGUUCAUCCUAUUUUGAUAGCAUCUUGGCUGAGAAUCCUUGUAAGCAUCCAGUCAUCAUAUUACCCAGUGAAAUAAAGCUGUGGGAGAUCCAGGCGCUCGUCGACUUUAUGUACAAAGGUGAGGUGAAUGUCACACAAGCCGGUUUACCGCAACUACUGCGCUGUGCCGAACAGUUGCGCAUUCGCGGUCUUUAUGGCUCCGAUGCCGCAUUGAAUUUGAAUCAGCUGAAAGCGCUUACGAAUAAAGCGGCUGCAGCAGCUGCUGCCGCGACGCAACAACAACAGGCGGAUGGCAUUGAGACCGACACAGAUACCGCUACCAAUUCGACGACAACAACGACAGCAACAGCAGCUAGCGCACUACAGCAGUUACAUGCUGGUGGCGGAAUGUCAGCGGCUAUGAUGGCCCAAGAGCUGCAACAACAACAGCAGCAGCAACAAAAGUAUCAGCAACAACCGACAUUUAUGAUUAAAAAGGAGCCUAUACAACAGGAUAUGGAACAUGAACAACAAAUGGAACAGCUGCAGCAGCAACAACUACUACAACAACAAAGCAACGGCAGCCUCGCGCACAGCGCCAUGCAACAAAAUCACCUUGAACACCAGCAACAGCUCGUGCAUCAGCAACAGCUACAGCUACAGGCACAACAACAACAACAACGUGUACCGCAAGCAACAUUAGCUCAUGUGGCCAAUGCUGCAGCGGCCAUGGCUGCCGCCAGCGCAGCGACAAAUUCGAAUGCCAACAGCGAGGAUGACGAUUCGGGCGAUGAUUCCAAUUCCAAUCAGGCUUACGAAGAACACAAUAAAUAUAGAAUGCAGCAAAAAGUAACAGCCAAUAAUAUGAAAGCGACACAAGCGGCCGCUGCCGCUGGUACGCAUUUGGACUCCACCAUAGAAGAUGAUCACAACUAUGUGGCCGCACACGAUGAGGAUAGCAGCUACUGCGCCAGCGCGGACACUGAACACGAAAGCUCAGCCAAUGCAUCAUUACUCAACAUGCUGGCGGCGCAGGCGAACAGCGGUGCUGCUAAUACCGCUGAAAUGUCCGGUUCUCUAAAACGUGUGCGCCGCUCCGAGGCAUCACUGGCUCAAGCAGCAAAGUGCGUUUCAAAAGGACAAACCUUCCAAACGGUCAGCAACAUGUUUAACAUACCAGUUUCGACAAUACGCUUCUACAUGGCGCGUAAGGGUAUAUUGCCACGUCGUAAGCGCGGACGUGGCGCCUCAUCAGCGGUGAGUAGCGUGACCGCCGGUAGCGGCGGCAUAAUGACGGCCACGGCAGCAGCAACUAUGGCGCAAGCGUUAUCGCAAAUGAAGCGUGCCGAAAGUCCGAGUGGCUUUCCAGCUCAUCAGUUGGUGAGUGGCGCCAGUGUUGGCGGCAAGGCGCACAUUUAAUUCAACGCAGCAACGAAGAUAAGUAGCGAGCGACACAUGUUAAACUUGUAAAGUUUAGCAGUAAGCGUUCAAAAGCUCUCAACGGUUACGAGUGAGAUUACAACUACAACUACACAUACACUUAAGCGCCGUACGGUGAAAAAAAAAAACACAAAAAAUACUCUUAAGCUAAGUAUGUAUGUGUAAGGAAAUAUACCGCAAACGCCAAUUUACUUAAAUAAUUAUAUUAUAUAAAUUAAAAUUUAAUUAUUCUUAAAGUUUCUACGUAAGUCAUUCUUGCACGUUAAGUUGUACAAAGUAUUGUUUUAAUUUCCUACAUUCAUGGUUAGUAGCUACUUGUGUACAUAUAUAUAAUUUUUUAAAAUUUCAUAAAUGUCAUACUAUACACUGUUUACUGUUCGUAUUUGUUGUGCUGCGCGCAAAAUGUUUCAAAAAGUUUUAUUUUUUAUGCCUUGCAUUAUUAUUCAACAAAAAUUCAAAGCAGCUGUAUCACAUUUUACGUGAAGCUUUUGAGUCAUGGGCUGAGCAACAAAAUAUACAUACAUACAUUCAAGAACAUUUUCUAUUUAAAAAAAAUGUCAAAUAUGCAUUUUAUACUAAUACAACUGUAUGAUCCAACGCAAUUAAUUUUAUAAUUGCUUAGUUAUUUUUUUUAUUAAUUUUGUUUUUCAAAAAAACAACAAUUAAUUUUUUAUUUGCGUUAUUUAUUAAACUUUUUUUGUGUAUUUUUUUUUUAAUAUAUGUACAUUUAAAAAAAUGUUUUCAUGCUGUAAAUAUUUAUAUUUAGUAGUAAGUUUAUAAUUUUAAUGCACAAACGAUAAAAUGAUUGCAUUUUUAAUUUAGUACUACUUAAAGCUAGCUGACUAUAGAAUUAAGUUAAUAGUUUUAAGCUUCAACUAAAUUACUGUUGACGAAGCGUUCGAUGUGUUAGUGCAAAAAAAAAAAUGUAUUUUAAUUUGUUUUAAAAAAUGUACGUAAAAUUUCAUUUAUGACAUCCAAAUUUGUUCGAGGAAUUUUUGCUAAAAAAAAAUAUUUUUGUUAUUUAGGACAUAUAAAAGAAUGUAUGAAAAAAUAAAAAUAAUAUGUUUAAAUUUUUUUUUUAAUUUCUGCUAAUUUUACUAAAAAUUUUUGCAAAAAAUAAACACAAUGUAAAAAUAAAAAUUAUAUUUAUAAUACUUUAUUAUGUUCAUUGAUUUUGUUUAUUGAUUUGCGAAAUUAGACUUUUUUAAUUAAAAAAUAUUUAUCAAAUCCAUUUGCUUCCACUAGCACAUGUACGCUUCAUUACAGAUAGCUAUCAUAUGCUUCGGUUCCAUGGGUUUCCUAUAUUAAGUAUGACACUUACUAUAUUUACAAAUACAGAUGUAUAUAACAUACAUAUGUAUAUAUUAUAUAUGUAUAUGCAUAUAUAAUAGAUAAGCAAAAAGGUCUGCGCAAAAAUCUCUACACAAAGUACACAAUGCAGAGCAGAGUUGAAAAUGAAAAAAAAAAUUAUUUGCAAUGUAAAAAAGUAAACGAACCAAUUCAGUUUAUUAUAUAAAACAUUAAAAAAAAUUCAAUGUAGGAGGAAGUAAAGGAAUCAAAUCGGUUUAUGCGAAAAUUGAUCGAAGCAUAAAUUCAUAAAACCUCACAAACAAAUCUUAAAUUGUUGUUGUUUUGAAUGACAACCAAAAACCAGUUGAUCAAUCGGGUUGCAAUGAUUAUGGAGAGAAUUUGAACAUUUAAUGGUGAUUUCAAAGAAUAUUAAAACUAAAAAAUCUUUUUCCUAAGCUACGAUGUUCUGAAAUUUUCAAUAUUUUGCUUUGCUUAAUACGAUUUUAAACACAUGCUGCUUUCAUGUGUUUUUUUUUUUUUGUAUAUUUUUAUAUAAGCUAACAAUCAUUAUGAGUAAGUUUUAAAUACUCCAAAUAAUAAAUAGUAUUAUUUUCCAAUAAACUACGAACGAAAGAAACCGUGGUUCAGUAUUAGAAAUAAGAUUACGUAUUAAGUGUGAAAUUUUAGAUUUAGUCGAAAAAACAUAAACAUUUUGGAAAAAUCAAAGCAUGUAUUACAUUUUUUCGUAUUUUUAAUUCAUUUUUUUUUUACUACUCGGCACAUUUAGUUUAUCGAUUGCAACUUAUUCUUAAUACAAUAGUUAAAGAAGUUUAUUUUUUUCGGGAAUAUAAAUAUCAAUAAUAUAAAUUGCCAUAUAACUGUUAAAACCGAACUGAUUUUUUAUAUACCUGCAGUAAUUUGCAUUAAAUGAUUUAAAAACUUCUUAGUCAUCAGAAAUGCUUUAAUACAUAGUUAUUAGUUUAUGUUUUACAAACAUAUGUAUCUCUCAAGUCAAUCAGAUUUAUGCUGAAACAAUUUUAUAUUUCAAUUCUAUUGUGAAAUAGCCUAAAAGUAUGCAAAAAAAAUAAUAUUGACAUACCUUGAAAGUUACAUACAUAUACCUCGUUAAUAUUUGUUUUUCUAAUAACCAAAAAAUAAUAAUUUAUAUUAAAUAAAAUUACCUGAAAGAUGGGUUUAUACAGUUUAAUAAAAUAAAAUGACGCUCGAUCACCGAUCUUGCUGGAAAAUCUACAAACAAUUCCUGUAAAAUGAAAAUAAAUAUUGAAAAA
Messenger RNA from Bactrocera neohumeralis, 5318 nucleotides. RefSeq names its product protein bric-a-brac 2. The record is from RefSeq and is a predicted model, not a curated record. The transcript has 2 exons. Gene Ontology annotation, biological process: regulation of transcription by RNA polymerase II. Gene Ontology annotation, cellular component: nucleus. Gene Ontology annotation, molecular function: DNA binding; protein binding. The coding region runs from base 1159 to 2718 and encodes 519 amino acids. Lineage: Eukaryota; Metazoa; Arthropoda; Insecta; Diptera; Tephritidae.